UGCAAGUCUGCAACUCUAAAGAGAUGAAUCUAUCAGUAUUGUUUGUUAUGGUUAUGUUAUAUACCAUGUGUUUUCAGGUAUUGAAAACACAGCAGCUUCAAGUAGGAUUUUACAGGACUAACUGCAGUAAUGCUGAAUCUAUUGUUAGACAAGAGGUUGAAAGGGCCUUUUUCUUUGACGACAAGGGUAUUGCAGCUGGUCUCAUCAGACUGCAUUUCCAUGACUGCUUUGUCAGGGGUUGUGAUGGAUCAGUCCUUAUAGAUUCGACGCCAAAUAAUGUGGCAGAGAAGGAUAGUCCAGCCAAUGGCAUCUCUCUUCGAGGCCUUGAUGUCAUUGACAGGGCUAAGGCCAGACUUGAAGCUGCAUGUAGAGGCGUAGUCUCUUGUGCUGAUAUCCUUGCAUUUGCUGCAAGAGAUUCUACUGAAAUUACUAAAGGAAUAGGAUGGCCUGUACCAGCAGGGAGGCGAGAUGGGAGAGUUUCUCUUGCUGCCGAGACAGUUGCAUUACCUCCACCAACAUUUAACGUAACUCAAUCUACUCAAGCAUUCGCUAAUAAGGGACUAUCUCAGAAAGACAUGGUCAUUCUACUAGGAGCACAUACAGUUGGUCGGUCACAUUGCACAUCAUUCAGCAAGAGGCUGUACAAUUUUAGCCCGACAACAAGUCAAGAUCCCAGCUUAGAUCCUUUUUUUGCAUGGUUUUUGAAGUCACAGUGUCCUCUAGAUGGACAGGGAAACAUUGAUCCGAAUUCAGUAGUUCAGAUGAACAGAAGCCCAAAUCUUCAGGACAACAGCUACUACGCGGAUAUAUCAGCACAUCGUGUGGUAUUAACCUCAGAUGAAACUCUGAAUAGUAACUCACAAACUUUGUCACUAGUGAAUGAGUAUGCAUCAAACAAUACCAAGUGGCUAAUCGAUUUCGCAGGAGCAAUGGUAAAAAUGAGUAAGAUAGGGGUGCUUACAGGUACUGCAGGAGAGAUUAGAUCCAACUGCAGGGUCAUCAACCCAUAGUAAAAAAGCUCAUGUAUCUAAUAAGUUACCAUGCAAUAAUCUUUUUGCAGGUUGUAACAAUUUGUACUACUACUAAAUGACAAGAUAAAUCCUAUGAUAAUUUACAGUUUAUGUUUGAA
Messenger RNA from Daucus carota subsp. sativus, 1129 nucleotides. RefSeq names its product peroxidase 5. Gene Ontology annotation, molecular function: peroxidase activity; heme binding. The record is from RefSeq and is a predicted model, not a curated record. Gene Ontology annotation, biological process: response to oxidative stress; hydrogen peroxide catabolic process. The coding region runs from base 24 to 1010 and encodes 328 amino acids. Gene Ontology annotation, cellular component: plasmodesma; plant-type cell wall. NCBI's taxonomy places the organism in Eukaryota, Viridiplantae, Streptophyta, Magnoliopsida, Apiales, Apiaceae. The transcript has 4 exons.